Xylaria bambusicola is the source of this 2603-nucleotide messenger RNA. Its product is annotated as mitochondrial integral membrane protein. Bases 720 to 2306 code for a protein of 528 amino acids. The record is from RefSeq and is a predicted model, not a curated record. The transcript has 7 exons. NCBI's taxonomy places the organism in Eukaryota, Fungi, Ascomycota, Sordariomycetes, Xylariales, Xylariaceae.
GUGGUUGUAUAAGUAGGUGUAGGUGGUUAAGCAGGUGGUAUAGGUGGGGAGGUCUGAAGGGGUGGUCCCUAAUAAUUGUCAGAUAGCCUCGCCUAGUUACAAUUAAUACGUAGUGGACGGGCAGGUGAUCAUAACCAAGGAUGGUGACAACAACAAUAACGAAUCGCCUCGUAGAGAUACAGGUGGUCGAUACCGCAUUGGGGAUUAGUAUAACUGAUGGGUCGAUCGCCUGCAUUGCAUCUGGAUAUGGCAGAACCUCUCUGGAGCGGAGACAAGCUCAAGAAUACCAGUGGUGACGUAAUGGUUAAAAGGCAAUGACAUGAGAUACUGAAAAUCGCAUGUGUGUUGCAUACCAACCAAGACGAGCCGGAGCAAAUUCUCCAGAUUCCCUGUAGACGAGCUUCUUUCGUAGUCGUAAUUAUAUGUCUCUCAGGUGACUCCAAUGGCUUAAGCAGGAGCUGAGGAAAAAGGAUCAUGGAUUGGGCAACAUUUAAUCCGAGCUGUAACCACCUGGUCUUGAAUGAAAGUAGUGAUAAACUGCCGGUUACUUUACCUUGUCGUCAUCCCGACAUACCAAGAACCUUAGUGCUGCCUCUAAAUCACCAUCUCUACAUCGUGCACUCUUGAAUAUAUACAACGCCACUGUCGCUCUGUGUCAGUCAACUGAGCCCGAACGUUCUCGGUUGUUUCCCCGCUCGAGUCAAUAAUCUGUUGCCGUUAUGAAGGGCAUUUGGGGCUCCCACGAAGAGCGAAACAACGGUAGCUCGGACUGCGCGUCCGCGAGAAAUUCGAUCAAUAAUGAACGCGACUCGGCACUCCCCAAUGAGCACACCCGGCUUUUGCCCAACCGGGUUGAAAGUGCGACUUAUUUGAGUCCGGAUGACCCAGCGGUCUCGCCAUAUAACCUCUGGAGCAUCCGAGUCACCCGAUAUUUCACCAUUCUUUUAACUCUCAUCGCCUUUGCCUGGUGGAUUAUCCUUCUAGUCUCGACAUUCAUCACUCCUCCGGGCUUUUACACUCGUGGUUCAGGGUUCUUCCCAUUUAGCUAUGCUAGUCUGGCACUUGCCAACUUGUUGUUCACCCUUGUAUUCUUCGCAGUGCCUUCCAGAGCUGUGAGGAUUGCAAGCAUUGCCAUAAGCAUCCUUCUUCUCAUCAAUGUGAUUAUCUUAAUUUCAGUACAGCAGACAAGAUACGAGGAAGGGUGGGUUGGUAUAGCUAGUGUUUUGUGGGCUUUUGUUACGGCAAUCUGGACGCUCAGCACCGAUCGGCUCGUCGAAUGGGGAAAAUAUGAGGAGGAAGAACGGUUAACGGGACGAGCCGAAACUCGACGCACAGUGGGCGAGUGGCUUGCCGUUUUAGUAUCAACCAUCUUCAUGGUGAUACUCGCCAUCGUCGUAUUCUUCAUGGGCUGCACACUGUUUCUCCGAGCGCUUGAUGCUGGUUUGGAGGCACCUGGAAAGCGCUAUUGGGUUGAUGGUAACAAGUACAAGCUACACGUUUACUGUCACGGAAACCAUACAGAUAACAAGGGCGCAAAGUUACCGACGGUGUUACUCGAAGGAGGUGAAGGACCUGUUGAAGAUGGGCUAUGGGACUUUGCAAAUAAUGCCAUUAUGAAUGGAUCGAUCAGUCGUUAUUGCUUCGUAGAUCGUCCCGGAUUUGCCUGGAGUGAUGCCGCGCCGUCACCCCUCUCUGCGGGAAUGGCUGUUGAGGCUGUUGACGAAGCGUUGACGAGAGCUGGAGAGGAAGGCCCUUGGGUCUUCAUGAGUGCUGGGAUUGGAUCCAUAUAUUCCCGAAUUCUUUCUUCGCGCCAUGGCAAGAAUAUCAAGGGCUUGCUACUCAUCGACCCGUUACACGAAGAGUUUCUCAACGACGUUGGCACUUCCAGACGGGGUUUCCUCUUGUGGUUUCGAGGCAUCAUCUCGCCAUUAGGAAUUGAUCGCGUGCCUGGAGCUGUGUUCAGGGGCCGAACGAAAGAAGACCGUGUGUUUGGGCGAGCCGCAUAUCAGACCGGCAAAUACAUAUUUGCCAAAUUACAGGAAAACUUGGUAGCUGACACAUUAUCGAAACGUGACGUGGCUAGUAGCCGAGCUAUCCAAGCAAAAGGCGUGCCACUUACACUAGUCAGCUCUGGUAUCCAGAUCCGUCAAGACAGCAAAUGGGAGGAGAAGCAGAGAGAUCUCAGCAAUCUCACCCGUAACCUACAACAUUGGGACAUUGUCAACAACGCACCUCAUCAGGUUUGGAGAACGUCCGAGGGGCGUAACAUCAUUGAGAAGAGAUUGAGACAGCUAGUGCACGGGUGAAAUUAUUUAGCAGGUAAUAUUUAGUUUUGGAGGGCUUGUUGUUGUGCGAAGUUACUGGGUUUAUGAACGCGAAUGCAUUCUGAUGGUGUUUUGGUGCGUUAUCUGCUGAAUGAACAUCUGUUGAACUCUUGGGAAAUUGGCAUUGGUAUGUACCGAAAUUGUAUUGCAUAGUAUUGUGACUGAUACCUAUAAGUUGUUCAACUAUGAAUAUGAGCCCGUGUAUAUUAACAUUAGUACAUAAGUGCGUAGGUAAUCAGAUGACAGAAUUGAUGAAUGCCACGGAUUUGUCGAGUCUCA